AUGCGUUCGUACGUCCUCAUCGCUGCCCUCGCGGCCCUCCCCGUCAUCUUCUCGGCUCCCGUCGCCGACUCUGCUAUCGCUCGUCGCGAGGAGGGUCUCGCCAUUCGUGAGGCAGACGCCGCCGUCAUCAAGACCGAGGCCCGCCAGGUUGUCGACCUUCCUGUUCCUAUCGCCGACCUCACUUCUACUCUCACCGACCUCCUCAACCAGAUCCCUGGUCUUACCCACGAUCUCGUCAAGGUGGUGACUGACCUCGUCACUGGUCUUCUCGGUGGCGCCCCUCUUGAUGCUGCCAGUGUCUCCAAGCUCUCGGUUCUUCCCACCAACGUUCUUGGAGGCCUCCUCAAGACGCUCAAGGACCUCGUUGCUGCCAUCCCCAUUGUUGGCCCUCUCCUUGCGCCUCUUCUUGGGGCGCUCGAGCUCCUCUCGAACCUCGGGGAGGAUCUCAUCCCUCUCAAGGUUCGCCAGCUCCCGCCUCUUCCUCUUCCCGUUGGCGACAUUAUUGGCCAGCUGACCUCGGCUCUCAACGACGUCCCCGGUAUCACCGAGGACCUGAUCAAGCUCAUUGUUGACCUGGUUACCGGCCUCCUCUCGGGCAAGCCUCUUGACCCCACUGUCAUUUCCUCGCUCCUCGCCCAGCCCGCUGCCCUUCUGGCCAAGGUGCUCGGCGUUGUCAACAAGCUCGUCGCCGGCCUCCCUCUCCUCGGCCCCAUUCUUUCGCCUCUCCUUUCGGCGCUCACGCUCGUCGUGGCGCUUGGUGGCAUUGUGGCUGGUGGCGUGGUCGGCGGUGUCGCCGGCACCGCGGGCGGUCUUGCUUGA
Messenger RNA from Cutaneotrichosporon oleaginosum, 819 nucleotides. RefSeq lists its product as uncharacterized. NCBI's taxonomy places the organism in Eukaryota, Fungi, Basidiomycota, Tremellomycetes, Trichosporonales, Trichosporonaceae. The record is from RefSeq and is a predicted model, not a curated record.